AUGGAUUUUCCUGGUAUGGCCAUGCCAAUCUUGGUGGAGCACGGCAUCCUGUAUCUAGUUCAUCCUUUUGGAGCCGGAUUGGGAACGUCUACUCCUGAAAACUUCCUAUUACACAACUUUCAAGACAAAAGGGGACUGCCAUGUCUGAAGGGACAACAGAAUAUUGGGCUUCGAUUUCUGCUUGGAUUGUUGCCUGUAACUCAGGUUGGACUGGGUGUAUCUAUGCUGGAUUCAAACGUAGCACCUUCAGCUGAUGAGGCUCAGCUGGAAAUCGAUACCAAUGUUGAGAUUGGCAGAGCUUUAAUCUAUCCUAGACAUGGAGAAGCUUGCUAG
This is a messenger RNA of Prunus armeniaca (apricot), 333 nucleotides long. Lineage: Eukaryota; Viridiplantae; Streptophyta; Magnoliopsida; Rosales; Rosaceae. The record is from the annotation of a GenBank genome assembly.